Messenger RNA from Acanthosepion pharaonis, 486 nucleotides. The record is from the annotation of a GenBank genome assembly. NCBI's taxonomy places the organism in Eukaryota, Metazoa, Mollusca, Cephalopoda, Sepiida, Sepiidae.
AUGCUUUUUUCAUUGUUUUUUCAUUCUUUUUUCAUCCUUUUUGUCCUUUUUUCAUCCUUUUUUAUCCUUUUUUCAUUCAUUUUUUCAUCCUUUUUUAUCCUUUCGUUUUUUCAUUCUUUUUUUCACCAUUUUUCAUUCUUUUUUAUCCUUUUUUCAUCCUUUUUUACAUCCUUUUUUAUCCUUUUUUCAUUCAUUUUUUCAUUCUUUUUUCAUCCUUUUUCAUUCUUUUUUCACCAUUUUUUCAUUCUUUUUUAUCCUUUUUUAUCCUUUUUUCAUUCAUUUUUACAUCCUUUUUUAUCCUUUUUUCAUUCAUUUUUUAUCCUUUUUCAUUCUUUUUUUCACCAUUUUUUCAUUCUUUUUUAUCCUUUUUUCAUCCUUUUUUAUCCUUUUUUCAUCCUUUUUAUCCUCUUUUCAUUUAUUUUUCAUCAUUUUUUCAUCCUUUUUUUUCUUCCUUUUUACAGAGACUGUCUUAAGAAAUGUGCUUGA